UCCUUCAUCUCCUUCAGGCGAUUAACAUCAGUCUGCUGAGCAGGCUUGGAGAAAAGAGGUCACUUUUACAGUUUUACCACAGCACCCAGGUCUGAACUGCAGGACAUUAUGACAGAAGUAAUUAACACCUGUGAAUCGACUGUUGGGGAUUUCAGUGCAUCUGGAGACCAGAAGAUCGGUUUUCAGAUUUUCCCAGAAUCGCAUGAGCGAUACCCCAAGCUAUCCAAGCGCUUGCCGUCCAUCGUGGUGGAGCCCACUGAGACUGGAGAAGUGGAGAGUGGGGAGUUGCGAUGGCCUCCUGAUGACUUGAGCCCUACAGUUGAAACCAGAGAUCCUCCAGCCCAGAAAGCAGGUGAGGAUCCGACAGCAGAGGUGGAGGAAGCAGGCAGAGUCUCAGCGAACUGAUGGGCACUGACUGGCAUCAAUCCAAUCUAUAACUAUGAAUGUCUUAAUGAUGGACAAGAAUGAGCAGGAGGCUCCUACAGUUAGGUCUGACUACAGUAUCACCCGCAAUAGAGCCACCCACCUGUUGAUAGACCUUCCAAUCCAGUAGGGGGAGCUGAGACCUGAGAGACUUUCCUGAAAUAACUCAUGUGCCAAACUCUAGUAGUAGCCAGCUACUGUGAUUGAGUUGUACCUUCUUUCCCAUAACAUUAUGAUUCAUAUAUAAUUCUAACAUUAAUUUGUACCUGUUUUUAAGUGACUUAUUGAAAUUGAGUACAUUUGGACCAAAGUUCAACUUUAAAUACAGCUUAAAUAUUUGACCCUAUUGAUCUACCACAUGCAUAUCUACAAAGCUUAUCAUUUUAAACAAUGUCAAUGUAUAGUUUCUCUGCAGUAGAGGUUCUUAACAAAUAUAAAUGACCUUCAAAAUGUACAGUAGAUUAUAUUUUACAGUGUGUUAUCAUAUAUUCAGUUCAAUUUAAAGCGGCUAUUAAUUAAAGUAGUGCUCCAUUCUGAAAGCAGAUGCCGUAGUAACUGUAUCCUCACUUGGCUGUAUUUUCAUCGGAAAGGAAACUUGGCAGACACCUGCUUCAGAAAUGUCAUUCAGUAUCAUAAUACAUAUUUAGUGUUCUCUGGAUAACAGCCAGCUGGCUAACUAAGCUAGUUAUAAGUUAGUCACAUUAUGUAGCUACAUAAACUGAGGCUGCAUCAUACUAGCUAGUUCAAUUAAAUUACAGAAUGACUUCUGAAAUACUCUGAGUACAAAUGACUGUUAUAUCUGUUAAGCAAAACCGUAAAUAAAUGUUAAGUAUCUAUGAAACAACAAUUCACUUACAUUUGUAAAUAUAUUUCUCCAUAGGAUUGACAGUUUGGUCCAUCAUACCUUCUGUCCAUCAUGUCCAAUGCAUGCUGCAUUGGGCUCAAAUCUGCCCAAAACAAGUCUCCUUAGUGGACAGCUGCCAUAGGACAGUCUUAAUCUAGAGAGAAUGCUAAUGUUGACAAAAUUAUUGUGUAUAUCUUGGGAGCAACUUUCUGGUUGGAUCACAUAGAAACCACACUCGUAUGGGUUGCUUUUUCUUUCUUUCUUUUUUUGUUGGUAAAAUUAUUAUUAUUAUUAUUAUUAUUAUUAUUAUUAUUAUUAUUAUUAUUAGUUCUGUCUAGCAGGUUACCUAUUCAGCUUCAUUAUUCAGGUUCAUUGUAAGAGUAACCAUCUACAUGCGCAAAGGUGGUUAUUUAUUUAUUUAUUUAUUUACUUUUUACACAUUGUACCACAUUGCAUGUGUAUAAUUGCAUUUAUCUUAAUAAUUCUAAUUCAGUUAUUCAAAUUUUUUAACACACAGUCACAUGGACCAUCUUUCAAAGACCAAAAAACCCAAAAUAAUCUGUCUAGGUGAUGUACCAGGAAUGUCCAGUUAGUGUAAAAAAUAAAUAAAUAAAUAAAUAAAUAAAUAAUAUUAAUAAAAAAAUAUUUGUUCACUUUUUAGUGAGAUGCCAACUUGUUUGGUCUGACAACAUAUUACAAGUAAUUAUAUUAAGAUUAGAAAUGGCAGCACCUUUCUAAGGACAGAUGUCAGGUGUGAAAUGAUGGGGGUAUCAGAUUGAGAUAUUGGUGACACAAGCAGCGACACACACCCCGCAGCAGCUGUCACACGCUUUGUGUCCGAAGUCUGCCAGCUGUCCAUUUCACAGUCAAAAUGGUCGCUCUUGCCACUGUAAUCUUGUCUUAAAUUAAUCCCAGUGAAUUGGUGUAAUAAAGAUACAGGGUGCUUACUAUCUUCCUAAACUGUGAGCAUUUUGUCGAACUACAUUCGGCUGUUUCCUACUUAUUUAUCUCUAGGAACUGGUCUAGAGUGAUUGGUUCCUAAGCUGAAUUCAAAGCAUGAUCAUUUCAGAGUCACCUUCCUUUCUUCUCGCACACUGGAAAAGUACUAUAGAAGGCUGUCACUUAAAUUUAUUCCUCGUGGAUGGAGACUCUCCGGCAACAGAGCGCUAAAAGUACACAGGUGGCUCUUGGGAAAUAAUGCGCUACCAAGUUGAGUCACAUAGUGCCUGAGCUGUGAGUUGACAGCCCUGAGAUGAUUUUCACUUCUUCUCUAGAAGAGAACUUUUCCAUCAGUGUGACCUUUUUGAU
Ictalurus furcatus (blue catfish) is the source of this 2575-nucleotide messenger RNA. RefSeq lists its product as uncharacterized. The coding region runs from base 109 to 405 and encodes 98 amino acids. The transcript has 4 exons. The record is from RefSeq and is a predicted model, not a curated record. NCBI's taxonomy places the organism in Eukaryota, Metazoa, Chordata, Actinopteri, Siluriformes, Ictaluridae.